AUGACACGAAGAAAAGGUUUUGAAGACUCGGCAAACCUUCGAAUUAUCCCGCCGACUGAAAUUAACAAUAUUAAAGGUUAUUAUUAUUACUUUUUAAUGAAAAAAAUUAACAAAAAAAGUUUAGUUGAAUCCACAAAAGACGGUUACUCUUUGAGGACAGUCAUUGUAGUCUGUAUACUCGUUUCAUUAUUAUGCCAGGUGAUUCCCUAUUUCCAAAUGUUCACCUUAAAAUAUUUUUAUAGAUUUCAAUUCCAUAUUUGGGAAAGAUUCUUCUAAAAACAGGUUGUCGCGUUGGUCUAGUCAAAUUUUUGGGUAAGGAUGAGGAAAAUAAUACGAAUAAAUGGCGGUUUCCAGGACCUCUAUGUCCUACGCAAACGGGAAAACCUUCAAAUCAACUGAUAACAACGGAAAGUGAGAAAUAUCGAGUCAGGCGAAUUUACUUCGAAGAGCCUUUACCAAUCGAAAAGUGGAAGGUUUCAAUGAAAAAAAAAACGGUUGAAUUUAUUUUUUUUUUCAAGGGUGGCCAAGAACCAGAAGGAAACUUGUUGAUAGUGCAAGAAAAGGCAGAAGAAGAGGCGCCGACAGAUCCGUCCAGAGUUAGGGAAGCCCUGGCGGCAGCAAAAGCUGCAAGAAAGUCGCGGGAAGAUGGGAAUUUGGAUAAGGUUAUUUAAAAAUAAGUUUAUCCCUAAAAAAUGACAAAAAUUACAGGCGAUGACAAUAAUUGAGCACGCACUGAUGCUGGCGCCAAAACAUCCAGAUAUUCUGAUCGAAAUGGGCCGCGUCAAAGAACAACGGUCUGAUCUAUUGGAAGCGGAUUUGUGCUACGCAAAAGCUCUCGUUUAUGAUCCGCAACAUCGAGAAGCUUUGAAGUUCGUAAUUUUGAGCUUUUAUAAAUUUUUAAAAAAGAUGUCUAUCGCGUGUUUUUUUGUUCUAAUCAAAAUUCCUAACUUGAGAGCUUAUUUUUAUUUUUCUUUUUUUCAGAAACUCCCUUGAAAGUGUGAAGAACAUAAACCAAGCAUGAAAUAUUUGAGAAAAGUGAUGAGAAGUAAAAAAAAUUGAGCGAAAUUCCGAACCGCAUUCAAAAAAAUUAUUUGAAUUUGAACUUUGCGCGCCUUCUCAGUGGAGCAAACUUAGACGAAAUUUUUUUUUGCUCGCAUAUCCUACUGAAUUUUUUGAUUACCUUGGAGAUAAUGUGAAAAAAAUAAAGCAAGGAAGAAAAUUGAAGGUUGCGAGCGCGAACGGGUCCCCUAGUUUCACAAAUCGACAAAAAGCUUCUGAGAUCGGUUCACGAUCUUCGGGACAAGUUCGUUCAUCUGAAACAUUCGACAGCCCUUCGACGAGCCAUGAGGUCCUUUAUAAAGUGAAAACUUUUAAUGGAAAUUGAUUUUCAGAGAAACCUACUUUCUGUACGUCUACCACACGGUAGCGAUUGAAGGAAACACCUUAUCACUGGGGCAAACAAGGUGAGAUUUUUCAGCCGAUUAUUAUCAAUUGUAAAAUUGUCUAAGGUCAUGACCUUCUAGGCUAUUCCAAUCGUUUCAAUUUGAAAUUGAAUUAAUUUCCAUAGUUCCGUAGUGAAAAAAGCGCAAAGAAAGCUUUUAAAAAUGAAAAUUCAGAGCGAUUCUCGAGUCCGGAAUGGCUAUACCUGGCAAAAGCAUCCGGGAACACAAUGAGGUGGUUUAUUAUAUUUUUUUAAACCUUCUGCGCCUUUAAUAACCCUUCAAAGCUGUUAUGAAACAACCAGUAGAAAUAAAAAGGAAUAUUUGAAGGUGCUCGGAAUGGACGCCGCCUUGAGGUUCUUGAACCAUUCCCUACUUGCCAGCGACGCCGAUUCGAUCACUUUUGAUGAUAUUCUCGAGAUGCACCGUCGUGUUUUGGGUCAUGCCGAUCCAGUUGAAGCCGGUCGGCUUCGAACUACACAAGUAAAAAAGGAAUUCAUGAAAAAUUAAAACUCUUAAAACCGUUUUGAGGCGGGAAACUUGAUAAUUUAGCAAAAAAUGCCUUCGAAGAUGCUCAAUCUCAUUAUUUUUUCUACGGGCUUGACCCAUCGAAAAAAGGGUCCUGACACGAUAAGAAAAGAGACACUGCCUGGUCAGUGGAGAGCGCAGACAAGCCACGCCCCCUUAGCGUCUCAAGCUGGCCGUGAAUCGGCUAUAUACGUCUUUUUAUAUUGAAAAUCAAAACAAAGAAUUAAAAAGAACACUAUAGGGACCACUUGAAUUUAGACCCUCUGGGAAGCCCUAUUUCGUUCUUUAUAAGAGCUGUUUUUUCCUACCACUCUAGGGACUUCUCAAGGAGAGAUUUUAGUAUAGCUCUGUCGAAAAUAUAUUGAAAAUAUUGAGCUUUGGGUAUACCUUUUAAGCCAGAAAAAUCUAAAAGAUGAAACUUUUCUCUACAGAUCUCAAAUUAAACUAAUUUUAGCCCUCUAGGGGCCACUUAGAUUCAAGCCCUCUGGGAAGCCCUAAUUCGUUUCUUAUAGGAGCUGUUUUUUUUCCUAACAUCUCUAGGGACGCUUUAAGAAGUCUUUAACAUAUUCCUUUAUAUUUUCUCAAAAAAAAAGCCAGGAAAAUCUAAAAACUAAAAAUCUUCUCUACAUAUUUAAAAUGAAGCUUGUUUCUUUAUUUCUGAUCAUUUUGAGCUUCCUUAACAAUUAUCAAAAAAAUACCCAGGUGUACGUCGGAAGGUUCACUCCAGUGGCCCCUCAGUACGUUCGCGAGCAAAUGUUCGAGCUCGUCGAGUGGCUCAACGACCCUCAGACCCUCGAAAUGGAUCCCGUCGAACUUGCCGCCAUAGCUCAUUACAAAUUGGUUAGCUAAUCCUUAUUUGUCCUCAAAAAACGUCAAAAAUUGAAGGUUCUAGUCCACCCUUUCACCGACGGGAAUGGUAGAACGGCGCGGCUGCUUCUCAACUUGAUUUUGAUGCGUUCCGGCUUUCCACCUGUAAUUUCCUCCUAUUUUUCCGUCAAAAAAGUUAAUUUGAAAGGUAAUUUUACCUGUCGAGUCACGUGCCGAGUACUACGCCACACUGAACGUCGCGAAUCUCGGAGAUUUACGCCCGUUUGUUCGAUAUGUGGCUCAUCAUACGGAUUCUACGUUGAGGGUAAAUUGAGUUCAUGAGAGAGGUCACUUUAGUGAUCAAGAGGCUACUUUAGUGGUUUUGGGUUUUUUUCUUCAAAUAUUAUAUUCAAUAAGACUGAUAAAAUGUGAUGAAAAAAGACGGAGAGCAGCGGAAAUCUGAAGAGACGCCAGACAACGAGAGACUCUUAACUUCUCUGGCGUCUCUUCAAUCCUCUAUCGCUCUCUCGCCCAUGAAAAAAAAAAUUAAUUUUUUAGCGCUACAUCAGCACGGCUACAACGCAUUGCAUCGCCAAAAAUGCGGCAAGCGACGGCGAUAUCGCGCCGCCAGAAGAACGCGAAUGUUUCGCGGAGCCUUGA
This is a messenger RNA of Caenorhabditis auriculariae, 3434 nucleotides long. Lineage: Eukaryota; Metazoa; Nematoda; Chromadorea; Rhabditida; Rhabditidae. The record is from the annotation of a GenBank genome assembly.